Messenger RNA from Zootermopsis nevadensis, 5029 nucleotides. The record is from RefSeq and is a predicted model, not a curated record. Lineage: Eukaryota; Metazoa; Arthropoda; Insecta; Blattodea; Termopsidae.
UUCGUACCAGGAGUGGUAAAUCUCGUAGUGGGUGACACCAAAUUACGUUCAGGUGAGGGAAGAAUGAUUGCCGAGGAAAAUGAAGAGGCGUCCAUUCAACACUAAGUUUUUUUCCAACAAGUGUUACCAUAAAAUAUAGAUGUUUCAGUUCUAAACUGCCUUGUUCAUGGAUCAAUUACAUUAGAGUCCUGAUUAUCAAAUCUAAACAGGAUGUAAGGAUGAUCAGAUAAUUAAAAAUGACAAAUAAUCCAGAAGACUGAAGAGAAAGAUGAGAGUAGCACUGCUAACGCCAUAUUAUGAAGGCUCUCUGAAGAAACUGAUUUUACAAAAUAUAGAAGGGACUUGGUCAGGAAGUGUGAUUCAUUCUGCUAUAUACUGAGUUGGCAGCUAAUGAAAUGAAGCAUUCUGAGAUGGCACUUUGAUAAAAUGUAAUGUCAGAUAAUUGGGACCUUACUGUGUUAAUAACAAAACCCAGUGCCCAGUUUUAAGGCUUUUAGUAAUGCUUCUAGAUAUUAUUUCUUUGAACUAAAGUAAGUACAUAAAAAUCGCGGUUUACAUUCCCAGCAGUGGGCUAUCUGUAUGGUGGGGUGAGUAUUCAGAACCCCACAUUUUGACAUGAAGCAUGAUAUAUUUCAUGCUGAACAAAUUAAGCACUCUGUAGAUACAAAGUAAACACAGGGCGUAAUAGUUUAAUUGUAAUCAUGUACAGUUUAAGUUAAAUUUACAGAUACUGAUCUUAUGGAAUGGACCCACAUAGACUGCUUUACCCAGGCUCUAUGCCCCUCUGGGAAUGGAUCCUUCUAAUGAAACAUCUCGUGUGCAAUAAAUCUGGAAACAGUGCCAGUAGUUACACAGUAGAAUUACAUUAACAGGCUUAGGAAGUCACUGCAAAACUUGCUGGGAGAUAAUAAUUUCAGAAGAAACCUCUCAGUACAUGACCGGACAACUUGAAACUUCCAUCCCAGUAAAUGUGACAUUGUAAAACACUUACAAAGAGCACAGUUUAUAUUUACAAAGGAGACUUCAUUUCAUGAUCCUUGUACGUACUCUCUUGACAGUUGAAAGGUGAUUUAAACUGAGGCGUUCUCGUGUCUGCUUUGCCAGGCUUCAGUCUGCAUUAAGCACACUGUUCUGUACCAUUAAAGUUUGUGAUUUGUUCUACGGGACACCAUGUGGGAUGACAUCAGGGCAAAGACAGUACUUCUGCCGUACUUCCUGCUUCUCAAUGACAACAUUUUCGAUGAUGAUGAAGACCAGUUUGGUGUGGAUGCUCACCCUCAGUUACCAGGCACUCAGUCUCACAAGACUGGUGACACUUUCAAGGAAAUUUCAUUCUCUUCAUUUUAUCUUGACGGUGGACAUCGACGAAGAAACUAAUGAACACCGAAACGUCGGUAGACAUGUCGAGCUUCAGUAUUCAAGCACAUCAACAGGCUGGCCCAAGGACGAAAAGGAAAUUACUUGUAGAAAUGUUUUCAUCGCUUGCGAAGAAGUCAAAGAACGAAAAUUAUGUGAGCACAGAAAACUGCGGCCUUCCAGAUUUUGGUUCGACAGAAUUUGGUCCACAUUCUCACGGAGGAUUUUUCGACGCCACUCAAGAAGCCAACAUUCAGCAGUUUAUUAACAAUGAGCAUGUUCCUUACCUGGCCGGUCUUCCAUUUCCUCUCCAAGUGCUACGAGCAACUAACAGGGAUGCUCUCCUCCGUCAGGAUGCUGGCAGGGUGGCGUGUAUGGUCCCAGGGACUUCAACUACUAACCCUUCUUCUCUGGAUGGUGAUGUGCAUCCUGACCUCUCACACACCACCCGUGUGUCGCCAGCCACUGUACAAUGGCUGGUGCAAAACUAUGAAGUGGCUGAUGAUGGGAGCCUCCCUCAUUCUACAUUGUACAACCAUUACCUCCGUCACUGCAGCCAUAACAAAUUAGAUCCUGUUAAUGCGGCAUCGUUUGGGAAGCUCAUCCGUUCUGUUUUUCUUGGGUUGAGAACCAGAAGACUUGGACCAAGGGGUAAUUCGAAAUAUCACUAUUAUGGGAUUCGUUUAAUAUCUGGAUCAUCAUUAAAUCAGCUGUCAGAAGCUGGUGGUCGCCAGCAACCGCUAUCACAGCAUCCUCAUCACCACCAAUUCCUAGGUGAUGGUUCAGGAGAAAUACAUGACUUCCCAGAAAUAGAAUUUCCCCCAGGAUUUGUCCUACCUGAAGACUGCACUUUGGAAGAUGUGGACACAUUACGUAGUAUCUACAGAGAACAUUGUGAGGGUCUCCCCAAAGAUCUUUUUCCAUUUAUUUGCUCGCUCUGUCUCAUUACUUAUAUGAUAAAAUAUCAUUGUUUCAGAGCAAAGCUGUAUCUUUUAUCCAAGUGUGGGUCAGUCCAACAGUUUGUCCGACGCAUUGAUUACCUUUUUUAUCAGAAUCUAGUCGAAGUUCUCAUUCCAGAUGUCCUUAGGCCAAUUCCAAGUUCAUUAACGCAAGCAAUUCGCAACUUUGCAAAAGGCCUGGAUUCGCGGCUAACAGCAGCCAUGACAGGCUGCCCUGAGGAAAUGGUGAACAUCAAAGUGUCUGCCGUUAGUGCCUUAGCACAGUCUUUAUGGCGCUACACCUCACUAAACCAUCUCGCUCAAACUGCACGUGCUAUCCUUCAGAACUCUGCACAGAUAAAUCAAAUGCUGGUUGACCUUAAUCGAGUUGAUUUUCAUAAUGUACAAGAACAGGCAUUGUGGGUCUGUCAGUGUGAUGACCGAAUGGUACAGCAACUGGAAGCUGACUUCAAGGUGACAUUACAACGGCAAUGUUCUUUGGAAGAGUGGGCAGCCCGGCUGAAGGGUGUCGUUACGCAGGUGCUAAAACCUUAUGAAGGGAAACCAAACUUUGCCAAGGUCGCAAGACAGUUUUUACUCAAAUGGUCAUUUUAUAGCUCAAUCGUCAUCAGAGACCUAACCCUCCGAAGCGUGGUAAGCUUUGGCUCCUUUCAUCUGAUCCGUCUGUUGUAUGAUGAAUACAUGUUCUUCCUUAUCGGGCAUCAGGUGGCCUUGGAGACAGGGGAGACUCCGAUUGCAGUCAUGGGAGGGAAAUACAAUAACAAUCUGUCCAGUGGCUACCUCCAGCCUGGGCCAUGUAAUGGGGGCAUAUCUCUCAGUAUGAGAGUUCCUGUAUCUAUUGGGGGGAAGAUGGAUCCCACAACCCUGCUUGCUGGAAAUAGUGAAGUGAACCGCCAGCCAGUAGCGACAAAGCGCCCCAAGAUCAGCUAACAACUACAUUAAUUCUAGUCAUGGGGAGAUGAAAAUUUACCUCAGAAUUCAUCUUGACACCUUAUGCCAUAUUUAUCAGAGACUUGUGAAAUAUAAUUCAUUAUAGCAGAAUGCUUCAAUAAGUAGGGGACCAUUUGGCAUAUAUUCUGAUUAAAUAUAACUUUUCAAGCAUACCAAAAAUAAAUUUGAGGUGUAAAUGCUAGCUUGGUGAUGAAACUUGUAAAGUGUUCAAAAAGUCACGCAACUUUAUGGGGGGACGCAUGUUGUUGUUCAACACAUGUAAUUGUUUUUUGUUGUUUUUUUUUGUCCAUGUGAUGACGGACAGUGAGUAGCCGUGGGGUACACGUUGCAGGAGCGUAUAUUUAUUGUCACGCUGUACAUCCACUCCGGCAGUUAUGCCAGGGCGCAGGAGACCUUCUCAGAAAAGUACGGAACAGUUGCUCCAAACAAAUUGUCCAACAUGCGGCUACACGACAAGUUUCAGGAGACAGGGAAAGUCGAGGACGCAUCGAGUAGCGGUCGACCAAAGGUGUUAACACAGGAAAAGUUGGUCGACGUGCAAGCUGUAUAUGCUGUGAUGUUGCCUGUGCAACUAAUUUACGCAGUAUUAAGGAAUUGCAAGCGAACAUUCAGAAUUGUGUAGAUGCAAUCCCAUGGCAAACAUUGCAAAGGGUCUUCAAGAACAAGAUUAACCAUGUCCACUUGUGUGAAACACAGAACGGCGGCCACUUCCAGCACUUACUGUGAAAUAAAUAGUUUCCCCAUAAGGUUGCGUGACUUUUUGAACACUCUGUAUGUGUAUUUCUCAAGCUGAAUACUGCAGUCAAAUUUAAAUAUCUGCAAGAGACAAAGAACAGGAAAUAUUUCACAUAAAAUAAAGAUAACUGAAACGUGUUUGAUAUUAUGGAACAGAAGUAUUUAUUAUCAUUUUUAUUCUGUGCAAGGAUGGUUUCAAGUUGACUUUUGCAACAUAUUUUCUAUGUGCUUAGAAUAUGCCAGUUGAGUUAAGAUCAAUUUUGUGUAAGUCAUUAUACAAGCAUAUGGCACUGCUUAAAAUGACACUGAAUUUUAUGUGUGAUGUGAUUCAUAAUAAUGUUCUCUGUUUUGUAAUCAGCAUCACAGUUACGUGUUUUUGUGUCAUGUGAAACUACAUCAGAACAGCACCAUGUUACCAAACAACUAUACAAUAUAAUACAUAAGAGAGUUACUAUUUAUGUUCUCAGCACAAAAUACACAGAAUGUUGAUGAGCUUAUUCAAAAAAUGAAGAGUUAGGCACAUUCACACCAAAAUCCUGAUCAAGCAAGAAAUUAUAACAUUGACUAAAAACAUUCUUCCUGCUGUAUUUUUGCUCAAGAUUCCAUCCAUUCAUAAAGUAAAUUAUUCCUUUUAAUUGUUAAUUGUAAUGGAGAAGAAAUGAGGAGGGUCUGUAUACGUAGGAUUCAGAUACAUUCCUUAAAAUACAAUAUGAUCACAAUAUUAGUUUUGUUAAUUAUAUUAAUGACUCAUGUUUGUUAAAUAACAAAGCAUGGUGAUACUCUUGAAUUUUGCAGCAUAGUCGAGAGUUAUAAAGUUAGAAUUGUAGUUUCACUGUAAUGAAUCUUCUGCAUAUUCAGAACCAUGUGGAGGCUUCACUUAACUAAUGAAACCAUGUUCACGAAUGGAACAUUAUCAUUCAUUAUGAUUGUCUUUCUGUUUCAUGGCUUUGGUAAAUUUACGUUAUGAGAAAUAUUGUAUAGCAUGUGUGUAAAUGACAUAAAUAUUAUUUUGUUGGAAAUUACAAAUA